Messenger RNA from Hydra vulgaris (swiftwater hydra), 673 nucleotides. The record is from RefSeq and is a predicted model, not a curated record. Lineage: Eukaryota; Metazoa; Cnidaria; Hydrozoa; Anthoathecata; Hydridae.
UACUUACAGGAGUAAGAGUUCUUUAUUAUUCUGUUAUGAAACUGCUGUAGAACAAAUGGAAAUGUUAGAGUUCACAUCAAGCGUUGAAACAGCUGCUGAUAGCGAUGAAAAAUUGUACAUGCCACCAGCUAAAAAGUUAGCAGUUUGUAAUACAAUUGACACUGAGGAGACAUAUCCAUCAGUUUCCCCAAGAUUGAAGAAAUCUUUUAAUUGCCAAAAUAUUUUACAACCCACAACUGUUCGAUAUAUUGAGCCAUUUAGUUCGAAUUGUUCUCUACUGAUAUUUUCCUCUUCUGAUCAGAGCUUGGCAGCUGUUGUGGCUGCUUUAGGCACCCGAUUUCCUGAUGAACUUCCUUGCAUCGGUUGGAGGCGACGAUUACAAACAACUUACCACGGCUAUCUUAAAACAACUAAUGGCUAAAAAAGUAUGCUUGUUAUACUUUAUGUAUGGCAGGAAACAAAAGAAAUCAUUUUCGCCUCUUACAAGGUGCAAGCUGCCAUAAAAAAAAUUUGAAAACGCUAAUGACAAAAGCAUUAAAGAAAGACGGCCAUUGAUAGAGAAGGCGAAAGAAAAAAUAGAACCGCAAUUGAGCAAAGCCCACUAUUGAGCGAUGAAAAUGAAUGUCGCCAAGAUUAUGAAAAUCAAUGCCCACUAUCUGAUAGUGAGAGUGUA